This is a messenger RNA of Helianthus annuus (common sunflower), 504 nucleotides long. Its product is annotated as leucine-rich repeat extensin-like protein 3. The transcript has a single exon. The record is from RefSeq and is a predicted model, not a curated record. The coding region runs from base 1 to 504 and encodes 167 amino acids. NCBI's taxonomy places the organism in Eukaryota, Viridiplantae, Streptophyta, Magnoliopsida, Asterales, Asteraceae.
AUGAGAUCAAGAAAAGUGAAUAGGCCUCAAGCCUCUCUGAUUAUGGCGUCUCUUGUGGUAGCCAUAUGUUUUGCUAACCAUGACAAGUAUAUAAUCCCUGCAAGGGGGGCCGGGGGUGGGGGUGGUCGCGGUGGUGGAGCACGAGCAACACCUGUAAAGCCACCAAAAUCCACCACCACGCCACCACCACCAAUAAUACCACCACCACCACCACCCUCCAUGCUUAGAAAAUCUAAACAACAAGAUCCCUCUACGACACAACAACCUCCAGUAACGGUACCACUACCUCCGUUACCAGUACCACUACCUCAAUUACCUAUACCUAUACCUAUACCUGUACCUAAACUACUAGCAACCAUUCUUGCAAAGACUCCACCGCCACCUCCUCCUAAGUCACCACCUCUUAAGUCACCCCCACCACCAUCCGCGACUCCCCCGCCACCACCAUCCACUACUCCACCGCCACCACCAUCCACCACUCCACCUCCACCACCAUCUUCCUAA